AUGCAGUCGUUCCUCGGCAGCUUAAAUUACUACAGCCGCUUCAUCGAGGACUUCGCCGUGUAUGCCGCGAUCUUGUACGAACUGCGCGAGUCGGACUUCUUCGAGUUGCGUCGCCGAACGAAGAUCGUGGAUCAUCCAUUGCAGACAAGGGACGCCGACCAAGUCGAGAUCGAUGAAGACCGCUGGACGAGAGCCACUCUCGCGUUCACCAUACUGAAGGCAAAGAUCGUGUCAGCCCCGAUCUUGAAACACUUCGACUCUGAUCGCCCACUCGUGAUCGUAGUUUACGCGAACAAGUGGGCGAUCUCCGCAGCCUUGAUGCAGGAGCAUGAUGGCGUGUUCUGA
Molecule: messenger RNA, 345 nt
Organism: Phytophthora megakarya
Lineage: Eukaryota; Oomycota; Peronosporomycetes; Peronosporales; Peronosporaceae
Source: the annotation of a GenBank genome assembly